CCCCAUCUCACCUCACCCCAUCUAGACUAUUCAUUGAAUCAACCGGCAUUGCUGGUCAAUAUCAUCAUCAUUGCUCUAAUCACUCCCGCCGCAUGAUGGAAAACCCCAAUUCCAUACUCUUAUGACUCGACAUUAGCUUCACUUCCGAGUCUCGUCCUGCGGGACAUGGACUGUAGUCCACCUGGUCGCCCUCGAGUCUCCUAAUCUAACACCACCGCUGUAGCUCCCACCUCAACCUCCCUAGGCAGCCAUGGACUCGAAAUCACAAUACGAACACCUUCCUAUCCCUACCUACGAAGAAGCCACUUCCUCCCGACCAGUCUCCUCUCAAUCCAGGGUCGGACCUGAAGAAAUCAGUGAUGAUGCUGAAAGGCAAGGUCUCCUGCGCCAGGCUUCCGUCGGCAAUUACCACCCGCCCACCGUCGAGUCCGCCCGUCCUUCGAUUGACUCUCUCGAUGGCCUGGAACAGGAUUCCGAGGAAGAGCGCCGGCGGGACAUGGAACAGAUGGACAUUGAGGACCCUCUCAGCGACACCUCUUCCAAUCGCUCAUUCCUCCGAUACUAUCGCCUCUCCAAACGCAUCUCCUCCUUUCGCAACUCCUUCACCUCCAUAUCACUACCUUCCUUCCGAUCCUACCUACCUUCAUUUUCAUGGCCUCAUAUCGAUUUUCAAAGCCUCGAUUCCAACCGCGUCGUCAUCAUUGGCCGUCUGUUUGGAAUCUUUCUCAUUAUGGGUAUUCUUUACGUCCUUAUAGCCUCUGAUGUUUUGUCCUUUACCAGAAAUAGAAUGGGAAUGGGCCAGAUGUACGACCCUGAAUCCAUCCGCAUAUUUAUACAAAAUCACAUGAACGACGGCGGCAAAAUACAGAAAAACUUGCGACACAUCACCAUGUUUCCCCACGUGGCUGGAACAGAAGGGAAUUAUGUCCUGGGAGAGUGGGUCGCCGAAUUGUUCAAAUCUUCCUCCUUGGAGGAUGUACAUAUGGAAGAAUUUGACGUCUAUCUAAAUUACCCGCGAAAAGACGGCAGGAGGCUUGCAAUUGUCGAACCAGACAAUCUCAAAUGGGAGGCCAAGAUUGAGGAAACCCAGGAAGAAUCCCUCGUGUUUCAUGGCCACUCACACAGCGGUGAUGUCACAGGCCCCUUGGUGUAUGCAAACUUUGGCUCGCGUCAAGAUUUCCAGACCCUGGCAGACAAAGGCAUCUCAGUCAAGGGCGCUAUCGUUCUAGUUCGCUACUACGGCUCCCAGGGCGACCGAGCCUUGAAGGUCAAGGCCGCCGAAUUGGCCGGAGCUGCCGGUUGCAUCAUUUAUUCAGAUCCUUCCCAAGAUGGCUUCGAGCUAGGUCCAACUUUCCCUGAUGGUCGAUUUAUGCCUCCAGACGGAGUCCAGAGAGGCGCGGUCAGUCUCAUGUCUUGGGUCGUUGGUGACGUCUUGACCCCUGGCUGGGCUUCUACUCCUGAGAAUGAGAGGCGGCUACGGCCCGAAGAAAGCACUGGCCUCAACAAGAUUCCUUCCUUACCAAUCUCGUGGAACGACGCAAAGCAUCUCCUCGAAUCAAUCAGAGGCCAUGGAACCCAAAUGACCGCCACCUGGAAUGGGACGAAGAAUUUCGAGUACUGGACGGGCGAUGCCAGCUCGCCAAAAGUUAACCUGAAAAAUGUGCAAGAUGAGGAAAAGAAACAGCCCAUCUACAACGUCCUUGGCAAGCUCACGGGUUGGGAGGAGCCAAAGAGGCGCAUCAUCGUCGGUAACCAUCGCGACGCUUGGUGUACUGGUGGUGCUGAUCCAGGCAGUGGCACUGCCAUCAUGCUCGAGGUCAUCAGGAUCUUUGGCGAAUUGCGCCGUCUAGGGUGGCGGCCUCUCAGAACCAUUGAGUUUGCCUCUUGGGAUGGUGAAGAGUAUAACCUCAUCGGAUCCACCGAACACGUCGAAAAUCGGGUGGACGAACUCCGUGAUGAAGCACUCGCCUACCUCAACGUCGAUGUAGGUGUCUCAGGAUCCGACUUCCACGCCUCUGGUCCUUCAGUGUUUCAGAAGACCCUCCUACGCGUGCUUGAUCGAGUAAUAGACCCCGAAAGCGGUCUUACAAUUCAUGAAACGUGGAAGCAGCGUCACCAAGAUAUCACCGGUCUCGGUGCCGGUAGCGACUAUGUGGCCUUUCAAGAUAUUGCGGGCACCUCAUCCCUCGACAUGACAUUCAAGGGCCAACAUUAUCCCUAUCAUUCGUGCUAUGACAACUACGACUGGAUGCAGAAAUAUGGGGAUCCAGAUUUUCGGUACCACAAAGCCAUGGGCGAGAUUUGGGCGUUGCUCAUCCUUGACCUAGCCGACAAACCCAUGGUUCCCUUUGACGUCUCCGCCUACGCGUCAUCCAUCAAGCGAUACGUGGACGACCUGGCAAGAUAUGUCAAAUCAAAAGCCCAUCCCUCCAAGAGAGCGGAUCUCGACCUAGGACCGCUGCGCAAAGCCUCCGACGUGAUCACCGCUGAAGCCAACACUUUCCACGCAUGGGACCGUGUCUGGCGCGACUUUGUGUUUGGCACGGGCGGUUUUGAGUCGGCUGUAAUGGCCAAAGCUCGUCAGAAACACAAUUCGCGCAUGUCUAGGUUCGAAACGGAUCUACUCGACCUUCGCCCCGACGGCGGCUUGGUGAAUCGCACCCAGUUUAAACAUGUCCUGUUCGCCCCUCAAUUGUGGAGUGGAUACGACGAGGCCUUUUUCCCUGGCAUCCGCGAUGCUGUGGACGCGGGAGAUUGGGACGGUGCCCGUAAACAGGUCGAGCUCGUGGCUGGUAUUAUGGAAAACGCGGCCAGAAGGCUGAAUGAACCUGAUGAAGAAGAGGAUAAGGAGAAAGAGAAGGACAAAGACAAGAAGAAAGAUGGUUGAACUGAUGGGUCGAGUCAUUAGACUCUUCCUCUACAUCACGAGCUUUGUCUCAUCUUCGCCUUAUCGUGGCACAGAUGUCCAGACAGGGAACUUUUAUAACAUGUCACUUGCAACUUUGGCAACCGGGCCAUCUUUUGCUGGUUUGUUGGUCUUGAUCUCCUCAUGGCAGGCGGGCGUUCACCCAUCUUGGGGACUAGCAAAAUGAAUUCACUUCACCUACUUGCAUAUCAUUACUCAUACACCAUACUCGGCAUUUCUUCAUCCAAAACAUCUUGACCCCUUACUGAUCAUGCUGAUCAUCACAUGUGCCUGCUCCAUCCUCCUGGUCAUCACAUGUAUUUGCUCCAAACUCCCGAUCAAUGUCGCUUGUGCCCUCAGACAAUUACAGGAGCAAGUCUCCAUCAUUAAUGCCAACAUUGCUGACCCCGCAGUUCCUCUGGAGCCAUUUGAUUGCGGAAUCCAUCUCCUUCGCGCCAGCUCUCGCAUUUUGCCUCGUAUCCUCCAUACGAGUGCUCAGAUUACGUAAUGAGACCAUGAUCUCAUUGUUGUCACAAAAACGAGCCCCAUAUUGGUCGUACCAUUUCUUCAUAGUGAGUUGACAGGAAUGGACCUCCUUCUGGGCCUCAUCAAGUUUCGCUUUGACAAGUAAGACUGUCUUGACACACAAACCAGCCUCGGCUAUGUCCUCGACAGGUGGUGAGGGUGAGGGGCUGAAAAUCAGCAGGUCUGGCUCUGUGCUGGGUGCUCUUCUGGUCUUCUGACGUUUGCUGGGCUCAUCUUCUUUGACGCUCUCUGCAUCCAAUGCAGUGACAAUCUUCCAUUUGGAAGAGUCAUUCACAACAGGAUCAGUAUCAGCUGUUCUCGAAUGUGCUUGCUGUCGGUGAGGAUCUGAUUUGAAAUUUGAUAUCCAGCGUCUCUUCCUUGACCGUCUCUUCUUGGCUGUGUUAUCGCCUAUACCACUGGGACGAUAUCGAUCAGGGUAGAUAGGAUGACGCGGCUUGAACGAUUGAUUGCCAGGUUUCAAAAUCCGAAUGGCUUUUCGCUUGACAGCCCAUAUGAGAUUAAAGAGGGCCUCAUGGUGCCGGGUGUUGAAGCCAGCUUCAAAGGCUGCGUCAGCGAUUUCAAGGUCCAAGCCCACCAAGUCGAUCUCUAAAGAAGCGUCAGCUCAUGGCCAUCACUACAGGUGGUUCUCUUACCGUCUUGCCACAGUCCUGUGACUCCUGUGUGUCGAUGCUCAUACCAACAGGCAGUUCCGCGGGGACAAGUGCCAUGGCGGGACCACUGCAGACAAGUGCCUCUCUGCUCCAGUGGGCUGGCUAAGCUGCCAGCGUCGAAGUGUGCAUACUCACAAUUCAAAACACCAUUGUGGUCGAAGUUGGGACAUGAUUGACCCAGAGCCCAAUAGCGACAUGUUUGGAGCUUUUUGGAAUCGGAGUCAAAAUUGUACAUCUUGGAAGGGUUGAUCACUGAAUGAAUAUACCAAUAUGAUGAUGGGAAGCUGUUUAAGCAAAAGAGAAGAUGCUGAUAAAACAGUGGGAUGAAGAGACAUGAAUAGAUCCCGCUUAAGACGAGAACAGCAUAAGUGAGGGAGAGGAGCGUGUGUGUGCUAGUCAGAGAGAGUUGAGAAAAGUGCGAGAAAGAGAAUUGACACGCAGUUGAUGAGAUCUGGAAAGCACGGGUUUUUUUUGGUGAGGUCGUAACUGCCUUGGGUCACGAGUCAGAAACAUGUCGUGAGCAAGAGAUUGAGGAAGGAGCAGGAGGCAAUACUCAUUCCAGACUUCAAUCCAGCACUGUCGAUGAGCCUGCCCUUCACAGGUACAUGGUUGAAACGUCGUUGGCAUCGCCCUUCAUCUCCAUUCAUCCUCAUCCUUCUCUCCGUUCUCAUCCUCAAAACUCUCUCUCAUCUUGGUUGAUGAGUGUCGGGAAACAUCAUGUGAAGCUCUGACAGCCUGAAAUAUUUCAUAUACCAUACCGUCAACACAGCAUCAGAAAUGAAACACUUGGUUUGAACAGUCGGACAGCUGAUCCUUGGCCAGAUUCUCUGCUGGUGUGGAUAUAUAUGGAGACAAGAGUUUGCGAUAAACGCACAAUUUGCAGCCCCGCCAAUGCAGCAACAUCAACAUGAAUGCAAUCAAGUCUAGCUGGCCUCACACUGUCGACUGAAGUCGGACUGCAAUUGAUUCUACCCUUAUAGCCUCCACCACCAUAAUAUCGGCAGACGUUGAUUGCUUCUUUUGUUGACAUAUCUACAUGAUUGAGACGAGACCUUAGGUCCCGACGGCACGUGUUAACUUGUUUGAUACUAGAUUUCAGAUGUCCAAUAUCUCAUGAUCACUGGCUGCAUUCGAAAUCAACCAAUCCUCCUCCAUGUCACCCCAACAUCUCCUAUGCUACCGG
This is a messenger RNA of Exophiala mesophila, 5284 nucleotides long. RefSeq lists its product as uncharacterized. Lineage: Eukaryota; Fungi; Ascomycota; Eurotiomycetes; Chaetothyriales; Herpotrichiellaceae. The transcript has 2 exons. Gene Ontology annotation, molecular function: carboxypeptidase activity. Bases 251 to 2887 code for a protein of 878 amino acids. The record is from RefSeq and is a predicted model, not a curated record.